GUGGUGCGGAGUUCCGGAGAGCCUUUAAGAAUUCCCGGAGCCGAUCCUUUGCCGCGGCGACGGCCUUGGAGGCGCACCGGAUCUCCAAGCACGUGCAGGCGUUUGACGGCAAGACCGCGCUGCCGAGUGCUGUGCGGAAGAAGGACACGGAACUACAGCCGGUCUUGCAGAUGAAUCUCGUCCACGAAGUUGUAGAUCAUGAUCACGCCUCUUCUGCAUCUUCUCGAAACAACAAUCCUUUAGACGCCGAUCCCGGGUCGUCGAGUAGCAGCUCUACUACCUCGCGGGCGGAGGCGGAGCCUCCCAGUGGUGCGGAAGAAGUAGACCACGAUGAAAAGAACUACGCGUUGCAAGAAGCACCACCGCGGAUCAACGUCCUGGGAGGAGGUGAGAGCCGGAGCAAUAUUAAACAGCAACACGACGGCUACGGCACGUCAGACGAUGACGAGGAUGAAAAUGACAGUACCAGUAAAGAACAGCAAUUAUCUGGUCAGCAGCAACCGCUGUUAGACGAUUCCUCCGCGGACGAGGACGAGAACAAAGACGCGUUUCCAGCCCCAGAUGAGAGUAGUACAAAAAACGCAAUUUUGAACCUGAACAGCCGGGCCAGCAUGCUGGCCGGCGGUGCUGGUCUUGGAACCUCGUCAGCGGACGAUAGGGGUAGUGGUCACGGUAUCAAUUCAUCCGGGAAGAUGAACAAUAAUACGAGCGGCAACGCUGGGAAAUCGGCUUUCCGCACUUCCAAAUCGCAAUCCUUUUGCUUCCACCGCGGGUCUGUCAGUCUCGACCGG
This is a messenger RNA of Amoebophrya sp. A120, 791 nucleotides long. NCBI's taxonomy places the organism in Eukaryota, Dinophyceae, Syndiniales, Amoebophryaceae. The record is from the annotation of a GenBank genome assembly.